CGCCCCCCCCCCCCAUGGGCGCUGACCCUAGGUACCCCCGGUGUCCCGGCUGCAUUCCUGUGGCAGUUCCGGGCGUAGGCUAGCUCUGCGGGGCCAAUCUGAGGGGCCCCGGCCAGCCGCACAGAUGCAUUUCUGUCAGAGGGAUGGGCGAGAGGGCCCGCCUGAAUGGGGGCUUUCAGAGAGCGGCCCGGCCCAGGGGCGCGGGGGGGGGGGAUCAGGCUUCAGCACCUGAGGAAACACAAAUACGUUUACAGUCAAACGCUCAUGUACAGACAGCGAAACACGCCGAUUCACAUGCACAUUUACGGAUUAGUUACACACCGAUACACGUAACAUGCACACGUACAUGUUACACAAGCUGACACGGAUACACGUACAGUCACACUGAAACACACCGAUUCACACAGACAUUUACAGUUUACUGUUACACACAGUUAGAUGCAUCAAAAUAAACGUAGUACACACACUGAGUCAGGUACAGCCUAAAACACAUAGCUACAUGUACAGUCACGCUGAAAUACAGUGAUGCGCAUGUGACUGCAUGCACAGACAGACACCUGCAGGGGGCAGUGUGUGUCUGUGGGUUAGGACGGUGAUGGUGACCCUUUAGUGGUGCCUGCAAUCACGGCUGACAUGGCACCCUGACCCUAACUCUGAUCAAAAAGCCUUUAAUCAAUAAAUCAAUAAGGUCAACAUAUCCAGGAGUUAUUAAUUAUUAAAGAUUAUUAAUAUACCCCUGAUUGGAUGGAUAUAUUUUACACCCUUCCUCACUAAAAGCUAUUUUUUGAAAAUAAUUAUCCAGAAAUCGGCCCGAAACUCCAGCAGAGAACCAGUACCGGCACUUCUGGAUUCAUCUUCCCCUAAAACAAACUAGAGCAGACAAGAGCUGGAAGGUGACACCAGUAUCGCCCAUGAGGGAACAGGCCGUGUGAUAGAGGCGUAGGGAGAUGGAGCUGGACAAAGGGAACUGCAGACUCAUGAGCUCGUACACGCACACGCACACGCAGAGUUAUUCAUAAUCAGGUGGUUUGUGGGAAGACAUCCAGAGUGACUGAGACGUUGAGGAUAUACGGCCAUGAAGCGCCUAGAUGUGGGUGUGAUGUGUAAGAGGCCUGCGUGCCGAUGGAGUCCGAGACGCUCUGGGACCUGCCAGCCCUCCGGAGCCUUCUGUGGAGCUUAUCUGAUCUGUUACUCUCGUUUCCCUAAUCUCUGCUUGCACCCCCCCCAGCACCGAGACACAUCCUUCCUUGGCUGCCAGGGACCCCUCCCUCCUCAAAAUAAAUGUAUACCAGUUUGAAAAGGGAAGAUGUGGGGAAAAAAAGAGGAAUUCAUCACUGUUUAUUUGAACAGCACCCAAUUCCAGCCACAAUCCCGUCCUUCCAGAAAAGUUGAGAACACAAGGCACCCCCGGCUCCAACCCCCCCCUUCCCCACACUUAAGGCCCCCCAUCUCCACGCCCAAAGCCCAUCCCUUGGGUUGUAUGAAGGUAUGUUUGUUCUUGCUCCCCUUUUCUGAGAUUCUUCCAGGUUCCCGGGGCGGUAUUUCCUCUCCUCACAUGCGGCCGUGUGUGUGUGUGUGUGUGUGUGUGUGUGUGUGUGUUUUAAGGCAUUGCUGUUGAUAACCUUGUUCUCGCUCCCCACGCCUCUCAGUCCUCCUCCUGUCGUGCUCUGGCUUCUCUCCUGCUCACUUCUCCAUCGCCUCUCCGUCGCUCCCGCCCGCCUGAGCCAUGACGGCCCGUCUGCCCUUAUGCGCGUCCCUGCUGCUCCUCUGCCUCCUCAGAGCCCACGCCAGUCUGGAGCUCCGCCACGCAGCUGCCAUGGCCGCGGGCCUGUGCAACACGCGGCCCACCGACCUGGUGUUCAUCGUGGACAGCUCCCGCAGCGUCCGGCCCUCAGAGUUCGAGCAGGUCAAGGUCUUCCUGACGAAAGUGAUCGAUGGCCUGGACGUGGGGCCCAAUGCCACCCGUGUGGGCGUCGUCAACUACGCCAGCCGCGUGAAGAACGAGGUGUCGCUGAAGACGUUCCGCACGAAGGCGGCCCUGGUGAAGGCUGUGAAACGCAUCGAGCCGCUGUCUUCGGGCACCAUGACAGGCUUGGCCAUCCAGUUUGCCCUUAAUGUGGCCUUCAGUGAGGUGGAGGGAGCCCGCCUUCGCUCGCCAGAGAUCAGCAAGGUGGCCAUCAUCGUGACGGAUGGGCGCCCCCAGGACAACGUGCGAGAUGUGGCGGUUCGGGCACGGGAGGCCGGCAUCGAGCUGUUCGCCAUCGGUGUGGGUCGCGUGGACAUGAACACACUGAGGCAGAUUGCCAGCGAGCCCCUGGACGAGCACGUGGACUACGUGGAGAGCUACAGCGUCAUUGAGAAGCUCACCAAGAAGUUCCAGGAGGCAUUCUGUGCCUGCAGCAGUGCAGCAACCGACGUGGUCUUCAUGAUCGACGGCUCGAAAAGCGUUCGUCCCGAGAACUUCGAACUGGUGAAGAAGUUCAUCAACCAGAUCGUGGACAAGCUGGAAGUGGCCGAGAACAAAGCGCACGUGGGUCUGGUGCAGUACUCCAGCUCCGUGCGCCAGGAGUUCCCACUUGGCCUCCACAACAACAAGAAGGACCUGAAGGAGGCUGUGAAGAAGAUGGACUAUAUGGAACGUGGCACCAUGACGGGCCAGGCCCUGCGAUUCCUGGUGGACAACAGCUUCACUCCCAACCAGGGCUCCCGGCCAGGUGUCGCCAAGGUGGGCAUCGUUUUCACCGACGGCCGCUCGCAGGACUACAUCGGAGAGGCCGCCAAGAAGGCGAAGGAGCUGGGACUAAAAAUGUAUGCCGUGGGUGUGGGGAAUGCGGUGGAGGAUGAGCUGAGGGAGAUCGCAUCAGAGCCCACCAAAGAUCACUACUUCUACACUGCCGACUUCAAGACCAUGAACCAGAUUGCCAACAAGCUGCACGUGAACAUCUGUGAAGAGGAGAACCCCUGUGAAUGUGACUCAAUCGUCAGCUUCCAGAAAAAAGUAGAAAAUGCCAUACAGGCAUUAACAAAAAAAUUGGAGAGUGUAACGAAGAGGAUCGCAGCACUGGAGAACAAGAUCGUCUGAGCAGUGUUCCUCCAUCCAGACUCUCUUCUGACCCCCUGCCCCACAUUCUGUUCUUAUUUGUAAACAACAUACCGUAAAAUAUUAAAGAGAAGCAUAAAUUCA
Molecule: messenger RNA, 3184 nt
Organism: Brienomyrus brachyistius
Lineage: Eukaryota; Metazoa; Chordata; Actinopteri; Osteoglossiformes; Mormyridae
Gene: matn1
Product: matrilin 1
Exons: 7
Coding region: 1727-3082 (451 amino acids)
Molecular function (GO): calcium ion binding
Source: RefSeq, a predicted model, not a curated record